This is a messenger RNA of Rubroshorea leprosula, 1236 nucleotides long. NCBI's taxonomy places the organism in Eukaryota, Viridiplantae, Streptophyta, Magnoliopsida, Malvales, Dipterocarpaceae. The record is from the annotation of a GenBank genome assembly.
CAAUGCAACAAUGGUUAUCCUGCACGUUUUCUGCAUCUAGUUUUGCACAAAUACUCAAUGCAUGGGUUAGCCCUCAUUUUUUAAGAAAAGUUGAACAAUGGGAAAUUAUCUUAAUGAUUGAAGCUGAGAUAUCAGCCUCUAUCUCUUCAGGCGCAUCAGGAAACUUGGAUAGUGCUCAAAAGAGGGGCUCCACUAUUCUCAAUUUGAAGUGUGUUGAUGUUCAGUAGACAGGGUUGAUGGGGAAAACACUGCUUGAGUUUCAAUCCACCAAAGGAGAUGUCCUUCCUGCUCACAAGUUUGGCACCCAUGAUGUAGUUGUAUUAAAACUGAACAAAGCUGAUUCAGGAUCUCCUGCACUUGGGCAAGGUGUAGUUUUCCGGCUAAAGGAUUCCUCAAUUACUGUUGCUUUUGAUGACAUCCCAGAAGAAGGUUUGAGUAGUCCCUUACGUCUAGAAAAAUUGGCCAAUGAGGUAUGCAACUAAGAUUCUUCAAUCAAUUCUUUGCUUUACACUGGCUUUACUCGUGUGUAAUAUAGACAAGAAUUCCCUUGCCUUGUUUGUGUUUAAGUGAACUUGAAUUCUGCUUAUUGUAUCACAGAAUGACUUUUCAGUUCUUUAUUCUAUCUGAAAAUUUUUAAGUGUUAACCUUGGGAAUCAUAUAGAAGUCAAACUUUAAUUCAUGCUGUCCCAUCUUUAAAAGCCUGAAGCAGAUCAGAGUCAUAGAACUAGUAUAGAAGGCUCAGCACCAUACUUUCUUAGAGAUUAAGCUUAUAAGAAAAAUAAUUCAAAUUAAUUUCUGUGCAGGUGACAUAUCGUAGGAUGAAGGAUGCCUUAAUACAAUUGAGUAAAGGUGUACUGAAGGGGCCUGCUGCAGAUCUAGUUCCUGUCUUGUUUGGAGAGAGACCACCAACAUUUUCAAAGAAGGAUGUUACAUUCACCCCUUUUAACUCUAACCUUGAUCACUCUCAGAAAGAUGCCAUUUCGAAAGCCCUGUCAUCAAAGGAUGUAUUUUUGCUGCAUGGUCCUCCUGGUACUGGGAAAACUACUACAGUAGUGGAAAUUAUCUUACAAGAAGUGAAGCGUGGCUCAAAGAUUCUUUCUUGUGCUGCUUCAAAUAUUGCUGUUGACAACAUUGUUGAGCGACUUGUUCCCCACAGGUAAAGUGGACGGUGAUAUACAGGAGGAUGAUACCUGCAUUCAACUCUUAGCAAUAACUUAUUAAAGAAAUGUUUUUAUA